Lytechinus pictus (painted urchin) is the source of this 1951-nucleotide messenger RNA. RefSeq names its product testis-expressed protein 11-like. The coding region runs from base 1 to 372 and encodes 123 amino acids. The record is from RefSeq and is a predicted model, not a curated record. Gene Ontology annotation, biological process: meiotic cell cycle; male meiosis chromosome segregation; reciprocal meiotic recombination. Gene Ontology annotation, cellular component: central element. Lineage: Eukaryota; Metazoa; Echinodermata; Echinoidea; Temnopleuroida; Toxopneustidae. The transcript is spliced from 5 exons.
AUGGCGGUUGAGGAAGCUAUACUCCAUCAGAGUCUGUCUGUUGAUCUUGCUGUGGAAACAAUCAAAUUGUUAGCAAAGCAUGACAAAACUGACAAAGCCCAGACAGCAUGCCGUCGGCUGACUAGCCGUUUCAUGGAAGCACCUGAUGUGGGCAAACUGCUUGUCCUUCAGCUAGAGCUCCUAACUAAAAACAACAAACAUCAACAAGCCAGGAACCUGGUGGAUGAAAUCAUUGCAGAUCACCGGAGCAAGCUCGAAAGGUCAGAACUAAGGCAUCUUCAUACUCUGAUUUGGGAACAAGCUGCUACAGCUUUUGAGGACGUGUCCUUGGCUGGUUGCAAUCUUAUCCGAAUGGCCGCAGUCAUACAGUAAAAAUUGGAAGUGCUGUAUCAAAACAAGUUGAUGAUGAAUGUGGAGUCCCACAGGGAUCGAUGAUAGGCCCCCUCCUCUUCACUCGCUAUAUCGCUCCAAUCCAGGACAUCAUCCGUGCCUAUAACAUGGAAUCCAUGUUUUACGGAGAUGAUACCCAAAUUUACAACAUUUUCAAUUCUGAUGAGAGAGACACUGCCAUUGCCAGACUCAACAACUGUCUCUCGGAUAUCCGAGCGUGGUCUGCAAACAACAAUCCGACUAUGAAUGACGAGAAAACAGAGGUAACACAUUUCACCACAAAGUUCUAUUCGAGGUGUUGUCCAGAUAUCAACAUUCACGUAGGAGGGGAAGAGAUACCCAGUAGAGCAGUUGCCCGAAACCUCGGGGCCAUGAUUGAUGAAUAUUUUACCAUAAAGGCCCAUGUAAAUAGAAUGUGCAGUUCAGCUAUGGCAGCCCUUCGGAAGAUAGGAGGCAUUCGUUACAAUCUUGAUCAGCGUACUGCAGAAAUGCUUGUGCAUGCAUUUGUGACUUCGACGCUGGACUCAUCCAAUGCACUGCUUGGAAAUUUACCCGACUCAGAGAUAAAUAAACUUCAGCGAGUUCAGAAUAUUGUCACAAGGAUAGUCGUAAAAGCCCACAAGCAUGAGCACAUUACACCUUUCCUUCUCUCUCUCCAUUUGCUUCCUAUUCAUCUACAUAUCGAGUACAAAAUCCUUCUCUUAGUCUUCAAAGCAUUGAAUGGUUCUCUCCUUCCUACAUCUCACACCACAUCAAUUUCUAUGUACCAAACAGAAAUCUCCAGUCAGCCAAUCUAAACCUUCUCCGAGCUCCUAGAGUCAAUGCCAAGUACUAUGGAGAACGUGCCUUCACAAAUCUCGCAUCACAUUUCUAGAACUCUCUACCUUCCCAACUACAUGUAGCAACCUCAAUAGCCAAUUUCAAGAAAUGUAUCAAAACUUAUCUAUUCUCACUUUUGUAGUUUUCAUUGUUGCAUUUGAUGUAGUUUAAUAGUGUGGUGUAGCUUAAUUCAAUAUACCUUGUUAUGAUAUGUCAUGUAAUGUAUAUAUAAUGUUAACAUAAUAAUGUAGAAUGUAAAAUCAUCAUAAUUCAAUAAGUAUUCUAAUUAAUGUAAAGCGCUUAGAGAUCUUGAUAUUAAGUGCUCUAUAAAUGCAAUAUUAUUAUUAUUAUGUGCUAGUUACACAUUUUCUUCUAUAUGUCCGCAUUGUCAUUAAGUAUUUUCACAUCUUAUGAAGAUAUAUUCCUAUCUUUCUAAGAUCAUUAAGUAUUUUCAUAUUUUCCUCUUUAUGUUCAUAUCUUCCUAAGAUAUAUUUGUUCACAACAUCAUUAAGUAUUUUAACAUUUUCUUCUAUCUGUUCAUAUCGUCAUUAAGUAUUUUCACAUCUUACGAAGAUAAAUUCAUAUUCUCCUACGAUAUAAACACCUGGUAUUUUCGUAUUUUACUCUAUAUGUUCACAUUGUGUCACGUGGGAGUGGCUUUUUAAAUUAUUUACCUACUGCUGCUUGACACCAAAUAAGGAAUACGUAAAACUGAUAAAUACAGUUAUUAAAAGAUUUAAUC